AUGCAGACCGCGGAGGACUUUGAUCAGAUCGGCGGCACGGAACCGCGAACGCCGGAUUCCCCCGAGCAGACCGACUUACCAUCAGACGGGGGGGAACACGGGCUGGCAUUUUGGCAGGGGCUCGCGGAGGAGGCGACAGAAGCAGCCGGAUUGUCGGACGCCAUAGGGAUCGAUGAAAACGCCCCCCCACCGUAUGCGUUUGAAAAUAGCCCCGAACCGCGUGUGCAGGGUGGAAAGGAGGAGGCGGGGGGCGGAAAUGCCGACGGCUUGCUUAACAACGCAUGCACGGGCGAGCGGGGAGAAUGGGCCGCCCCCGCAGAGGAGCGCUUUGGUCUCCUGCACGACUUGCUGGAAGUGAACAAAAGAAUCCAGCCUAUGGUCCCCGUGCAAACUUCACUGCCCAUGAACUCGAUGAUACCAAGAGGACAACCCUGUGCAGUGCUCGACAUCAAAGGCUGCUUCUUUUCUAUUCCCCUGCAAGAAGACGACAAGGAGCAUUUUGCCUUCUCCAUCGUCUUCCCAAAUAGCCAGCGGCCCAACCUACGUUUCCAAUGGAGGAUGCUUCCACAAGGGAUGGUCAACUCUGCCACCAUCUGCCAGAUCACAGUUGACCGAGCGCUCGCACCAGUCCAGCAGAGCAAUCCGACUGUGACCAUCAUGCAGUACAUGAACGACAUCCUGAUCGCCGCGCCAUCAACAAGACAAGUGGACCAGUUGGUAUCAACCAUCUCCGAGACCUUAAAGACAAAUGGCUUUGAGGUAGCGAGUGCGAAAAUAAAAAAGGGACUGUGCGUGACCUUUCUAGGAGUGGGAAUCACAAGCUCCUACAUAACUCCUCCCCAGAUGAAAAUCCGCCGGGACAUCAAGAUGCUCCACAACGUGCAACAGCUGGUAGGGUCCGUACAGUGGCUCCGCAACAUCGUCCUGAUUCCUCCCAAGGUCAUGGACCCUCUAAAUGACCUCUUGAAAGGGAAGAACCCAUGGGAGCAGAAAACCCUGAUACCGGGAGCGAUAAGCUCCCUCAACUUCAUCGAACGCUUUGGAGGAGAGAUUCACUAUGCAGGAAAACCCCCUUGGACUCGGCUGCUCACGGUCAUCGAUAUCGACCUCCCACCAAAAGUAAUCAACCGACCGCAGGCGGGACCAACCAUCUUCACGGACGCAUCAUCGCAGACCUCCACCGUGGCGGCACUCUGCCUAGCCAUGUCCGGACCAGGUGUGUCAGUCUCCACAGUGGCAACGAUGCUGGAGGAAGCACUCUAUUCACGGAAAGGCACCAUAUCAGUCAUCCACGUCAACAGCCAUGACCCGAUCAAAGGAUUCUACCAAAUAGGCAACGACAUGGCUGACGCCGCAGCAAAGGGCAUAUGGACACUGAAAGAAGCUCGUCAGUUGCACGAAUCCCUUCACAUCGGAGCUAAAGCGCUUGCGAAAAGAGUCCUGUAUCACCAGGAAGAAGAGGUGUACCGCUUGUUCGAGGAACCCAACCGGCUCCACAAACGAGAAGUGAUAACAGGCGUCACCAUCGCAAUGCUCCUCGGUUUAGGAGCUACCGGCGCUGCCACAGGCAUCUCGGCCCUUGCAACACAACAUCAGGGACUGGCACAACUAAAGAUGACAGUCGACGAGGACUUGUCAAAACAAGCAGCACCGAUUGUUGUUGAACUUAAAGUUGGAGCAAAACCGGUGAAAAGAAAACAAUACCCUUUGAGGAUAGAAGACAAGAAGGGGAUUGAGCCCAUAAUCGAAAGGUUUUUGGAACUAGGAUUAUUGGUAGAAUGCGAAUCGGAUUUUAACACACCAAUCCUGCCAGUAAAGAAACCUAAUGGGGCUUAUAGGCUAGUUCAGGAUCUGAGAGCAGUAAACGAAAUAACUAAGACAUUACAUCCGGUGGUUGCUAACCCAUACACACUUCUAACUAGACUAAAGGAUAAUUUGGCCUGGUUCACCAUAUUAGAUUUGAAAGAUGCAUUUUUCUGCCUUCCCCUAGCCCCUGAGAGUCAAAAGAUCUUUGCUUUUGAGUGGGAGUCUGUAGAUAGAGGGAGAAAGACCCAACUCACCUGGAAGGUAUUACCCCAAGGAUGGACCAAUUCCCCCACGAUUUUUGGGAACCAGCUAGCCAAAGAAUUAGAACAGUGGGAAAGGCCGCUGGGAGAUGGUACCCUUUUGCAGUACGUAGACGACCUCCUAAUAGCAACGGUGACAGAGGAAGAAUGCAUUGAAUGGACCAUUUCCUUGCUAAAUUUCCUGGGUUUAAGCGGAUAUCGAGUCUCUCAACAGAAAGCACAGCUGGUGCAAAAGGAAGUGAUAUACAUGGGAUACAAAGUCUCCAGAGGACAGCGAUCCCUGGGAGCAGCUAGGAAAGAGGCCAUCUGCCAGAUGCCUAAACCAGAGACGGUGAGAGAUCUGCGAGCCUUUCUGGGGAUGACAGGUUGGUGUCGGCUAUGGAUCUACCAGUACGGGAUACUCGCUAAACCACUGUAUGAUUUGUUGAAGGGAUCCAAGAAUGUCCUAGUGUGGACUCCUGAAGCAGAAGGGGCCUUCAAGAAGUUAAAGCUGGAACUAAUGAGAGCACCAGCCUUAGGUCUCCCAGAUGUAUCAAAACCAUUCUGGCUGUUCUCCCAUGAGCGACAAGGGAUGGCCCUAGGAGUCCUAGCACAGCAGUUGGGACCACAUAAGAGAGCUGUGGCCUACUUCUCCAAGCAGCUAGAUGAAGUAAGUAAAGGAUGGCCAGGCUGUCUGAGGGCAGUAGCCGCAGUGAUAAUUAACAUAGAAGAGGCCAGGAAGCUCACGUUGGGUCAAGUGACUGUGCUAGUAUCUCACACUGUGUCGGCUGUGCUGGAACAGAAAGGCAAUCAUUGGUUGUCGCCCUCCAGAUUCCUAAAAUACCAGGCCAUCCUGGCUGAAUCAGAUGACGUAACUAUUCAGGUAACUAACAUUGUGAACCCAGCUUCAUUUCUAGAAGGGAGAGCCCCAGCAGAAUCCAUCGAACACCACUGCCUAGAAACAAUUGAAGCCGUCUACUCCAGUCGUCCGGAUCUCAAAGAGGAGCCGUUCGAAGAUGCAGACAACUGGUUCUCGGAUGGCAGCAGCUUCAUGAAGCAGGGAAUAAGAAUGGCUGGCUAUGCAGUCACUACCACAGAAAGAGUAAUUGAGUCAAACCCUUUGCCUGCAGGGACCUCAGCCCAAAAGGCAGAGCUGAUAGCUCUGACUCGAGCUCUGGAAUUGGCAGAGAACAUGCAAAUUAAUAUAUGGACAGACUCUAAAUAUGCCUUUUCCGUUGUACAUGCCCAUGGGGCCAUCUGGAAAGAAAGAGGACUGUUGACUACGCAAGGGAAAACAGUCAAGCAUGCAGAGGAGGUUCUACGAUUGCUAAAGGCGGUCCAACUCCCAGCACAAGUGGCCAUAAUGCAUUGUAAGGGACACCUGAAAG
Zonotrichia leucophrys gambelii is the source of this 3433-nucleotide messenger RNA. RefSeq lists its product as uncharacterized. Gene Ontology annotation, molecular function: RNA stem-loop binding; RNA-DNA hybrid ribonuclease activity. Lineage: Eukaryota; Metazoa; Chordata; Aves; Passeriformes; Passerellidae. The record is from RefSeq and is a predicted model, not a curated record.